GUUUAGUUUUAAUGCGGGCAACGUAUAGAAGGAUUACGUUUUCUAUUACCACAUUGUUUUAAAUACUAAAACUCCGGGCAAAAACGUAGUCGACCAUCUCAACACAGCGUUUGUUUGUACCUCACACAUGUAGAUUUGCUAAGCUAUCUUGUAAACGCCGCUGCAUUUACAGCAGGCCGAUUUUCCAAAAUUAUAUAUUUUUAAAUUUUAUGCGCUUUCACUUAAAUUUGUUAAAGCUGAGCUCUACAGCUUAGUGUUUUUUGGGGGGUAGGUUUCCUCUAUUUUACAUAGUUAGCCUACUAAUGUUGGUUAGCUAACACUGGUGUCAUAAAGGCUUCUCAUCCAGAUAACCUAAGUUUGAAAUUGAUGUUGUUUUGUUGCCUGACAGCGGAUUCGUCUUUAAAUAAUUAUGAAGGUGAGCAAAGCCAAACAGUCAAAAGGCCAAGCAAAAUCUGACAAGUGGAAACAUGUGAGGGGUAAGAGAUUGAGGCCUCCCAUCAGCUCCUCCGAUCUCAUUUCUUCACCGGUCAUGGCCAGGGUCAUACAGGAGCACCAGGCCUGCGUCAAGAAAAAGCCCACCGUCAAGAGACUGAAGAAAAAAGCCAAGUCUCUCUCUGACUCCAAAAGAAAUGCUCCUCCAUCUGAAUUUCAAGCUAAUGGUCGUUCGGCGUUUACAGUGGACAAAGACUCUGAUGACUCGCAGGAAUGGAAUGAAUAUUUUCAGUCCGUUCAUGGGAACGGUGUGGAGACCUCCAGGGAUGUGGAGGAUGCCCGGCCAGGUAGACUUGACAAAGAGGCUCUUCAUCACUGUGCAGAGAGAGGUGUUCUGCACAACCACGCUGUCCUUGUCAUGCAGAAAGAUCAGAGCCUGUGUUUCCGUGGGAAGUGCUUUUUGACCUGUCUGUAUGGCCGUGUAGAGGUAAUGGGGUUCACCAUUGAAGAAGGCCAGCAGUCAUAUCCUCUGUUCUCCCCAGCCUCACACUGUCCACUGACAAUUACAGCACUGGGUAACUCUGAAUAUACCAGAGAUGACAGAACAGAAGCUAGAACCAUCCUCCAAAAGUACUUGUCAGCAGCAUCACGGAAGAAAUUGGUAAAAAGGGUGAUGUCAAACUCCUCCAUCAUUCUUAUAGAGCCUAUGGAGACACCCCUAACACGAUUUCUGUCAAGCUUCACAAAUCUCAAAACAUUGUUCAGUCCGCCAACGAGUGAAGUAAUUUCUGCUAUCCUCGACACGCCGCUCAAUGGUUUGGGGAUAAUUCCACUGGUCAAUGCUAUCGAGGGCUUGAAAACCUCCAUCAGCUAUAGAGAUGUUCUAAAUGCAGUUGUCAGUGCCUGCAGAGGGGAUAUGGAUGGUUGUGCAGUUAUUCUGGUGUGUGGGACCAAAAAUGUGGGCAAGUCAACAUUUAUCCGCACUCUCAUCAACACCUUACUGAAUCACACAACUAGUGUAGAUUACUUGGAGGGGGACCUUGGUCAAACAGAAUUCACUCCUGCUGGUUGCCUGUCUUUGUCAACGGUCAGAGAACCACUUCUGGGCCCUCCUUUUACACACCAGUGCACACCAGAGCACAUGAUCUAUUACGGUCAGUCAUCAUGUGAGUCAGACCCAGACCGCUACCUGGAAUCCCUGAAGUCCUUGUGGCACAGACAUUCACAAAGCAGAGAGACCCCUGUCAUUAUCAACACCAUGGGCUGGGUCAAAGGGCUUGGAUUGCAGCUGCUUGUGGACAUGAUUCGCUUCUUCCCAGUCUCGCAUGUUGUCCAGCUGGGUCACAGUGGCAGCACCCAGUGUCCCACCCUCACUCCAGAUUUUCUGAGGACAGCACGUGGCUUCCAGACACAUCCGCCCUCUCAGUCCGCUCUAAACGAGUUUUCAGAUGCGCACAGUCCCCGCAGAAGCUACACCCACCUAAUUGUCCAGUCAGAUUUUAAAGGUGUGGCAAGCCAAGGAAAAGCGAAACAUCAGCGUUCUAAUGAACAGAGGGAGCUGUCAUUGCUGGCCUACCUUAGUCAACUGCAAUCCCCUGAUAUUGGACCUGUUAGACCUCUACACAGCCUUACCCCAUACCAGGUGCCGCAUACAGCUGUGGCUUUAGGUGUGAUUCACUGUGACGUAGCCCCGAGUCACACGCUCUUCGCUGCCAAUGCCAGUCUGGUGGGACUCUGCUGCAUAGCAGAAAAAGUAUCUAGCCGGGGGGGUCCAGUCCUGCUGUCCCAGGCCCCCAUCUGUCCAUGUGUGGGCUUUGGCGUGCUGCGAGGUAUUGACAUGGCUCGAGGGCUGUACUUCUUGCUGACACCCGUAGAUCCCUCUAUUCUACGUAAGGUCAACUGUCUCCUGCUAGGAGCCAUAUCACUGCCUUUCUGUGUCCUCACAGCACAGCCUGGCUUUGAGGGAGACGUGCCAUAUGUCACCACUGAUUAUAGUUUUGAUCUGACCGGUGCAGGAAAGCUGCGAGCUUUUAAGGGAAUGUUGAGACCCAACCAAGUGGGGAUGUAAUAACUUCCUCUAAACAACAUCAACCUAUAGCCCUUUACAUCGAGGGCAGACCAGUGAGGUUUAGCCUUAGAAUGUCCCGAACUGAGUAGAGGUUAGGAAUCACGUCGGUUCAACAACGUACACCUCGAACACAGCCCACAGAAAUACACGGCAUCAUUCUUGUUAUUAUGUUUAUUUGUAUCCUCACUACUUCAUACAAUUAGCUACUAUACAUAUCAUUGAUGGCACUGUGAAGGCCUUUGUGUUUACUGUCACAUAGACAACGUGUCAUUCCUUAGUGGGUAAACCUGUUGUUAUUUGUAGGUGACACUGAAAACAUGAACAUGGCAAGUAAUAAACUAACAACUUUUCUAUA
Messenger RNA from Betta splendens (Siamese fighting fish), 2855 nucleotides. RefSeq names its product nucleolar protein 9 (gene nol9). The coding region runs from base 410 to 2500 and encodes 696 amino acids. The record is from RefSeq and is a predicted model, not a curated record. NCBI's taxonomy places the organism in Eukaryota, Metazoa, Chordata, Actinopteri, Anabantiformes, Osphronemidae. The transcript is spliced from 13 exons. Gene Ontology annotation, molecular function: polynucleotide 5'-hydroxyl-kinase activity. Gene Ontology annotation, cellular component: nucleus. Gene Ontology annotation, biological process: cleavage in ITS2 between 5.8S rRNA and LSU-rRNA of tricistronic rRNA transcript (SSU-rRNA, 5.8S rRNA, LSU-rRNA).